Messenger RNA from Cimex lectularius (bed bug), 4355 nucleotides. RefSeq lists its product as uncharacterized. Gene Ontology annotation, molecular function: metal ion binding. The coding region runs from base 251 to 3616 and encodes 1121 amino acids. Lineage: Eukaryota; Metazoa; Arthropoda; Insecta; Hemiptera; Cimicidae. The transcript is spliced from 8 exons. The record is from RefSeq and is a predicted model, not a curated record.
AUUAGUUAAUUAAAAAAAGGAAGCGAAUCGUUAAAAUUUUAAGACCGUUUUGUUUGUGAGACGAACGUUUUAAGCCUUGUCGCCGAUCGAGAGGGUCGUUGUCGUGACGUGCCUUCGCCGCCCUCGAUAUUUCGUUAAACAGGUUCGGAACGUCCGUGAUCAUAACCUAAAACUUUUUUUUUCAAAAACUGAAUUUAGGUAAAUUCAUAUUUACCUAGAACUGAUUUAUCUGGAGGUCCUCGAUGCGGGAAUGAUGGCGUUGUCGACGUUAACGGAGGAUUUCACGUCGUCGGACGACUACGAGGAGGGCGAGAUCCUCGACGAGGACAGCCUCUACGACGACAUCAGCUCCCUCGAGGAUCUGAGCCUUUCUGACUCGGAGCCCAGGCAGGUGGACGUCUCCGUCGCCCACAAGAAGAGGAAAAAAGAACACAAGUGCAAGGACGGAAGCGUCUGCCGGGGCGAACGAAGCGGGAAGCACUGCUUCGCCAGGAUCAGGAAGAGGAGGCUCAGCCCCGAGUACGCCGAAAAGAUGAAAACCCCGGAUCACACCUACUACAGAGGGCUAGACGAGGGGAAGAUCCUGGAUAAAAAACCCACAAAACGCAUACCCAACCAGUCCAAGUACAUUGGAAGGAAGUUAAACAAAAAAGAUCAGUUUGUCAAGGAAGGAUACCACUUCCACAAACAGAAAAAUUAUGAUUAUUAUAAAGAGAAAACCCGACCGUUUAGAAACGGCGAUAAUCAAUGGUAUGAAAAUGACCAUAAAUCGAAGCAUAAGCAAGCCAAUGCCAAGAUGCACAAUUCAUUUGUAAGUUCAGCUAAGCCUGCUAAAACCAGUCUUCUUAAACGGUUGGUGGGCUCUGGUUCGAUGGUAGCUAAAAAAGAAGGGAAUGCUGAAAGGUCAUUGCUGCCGAAUGAAAAUAAAAAAGGGAAAGAAACCAUUUCAGAUUAUGUCGAAAAUAUGAAACCAUCUGAAGUUAAAAGUGAUGAUAAUUGCCCUCUCAAAUACGAUGUUACAGACAAACAAAGUGAUAACAAUGACAUAAAAGAGUUGACUGGUGAAAUAGAAAAAAGUAAAUCUGAGAAAGCACAAAGCAAACCUAAAUCUGAAGAACUGAACGAAUGGGAUCUUAGAAUCGCCGCUUUAAGAACAGCCUUACUGAAAAAAUUUUCAGAGAAAAAGAAGAACGGUCUUAGUUUCAAAAGGAAGUGCUCUAACCCUUCGGAUGAUUCUAUUGUAGAUUAUGCUCUUCAGGAUUUUGUAGAGAAUGAAAUGGAAUUUCCUGAAAAAGUGGAAGUAUUGAAAGAUGUUGAUUAUAGACAGUUUUCUGACCAACAACCUUGUGAUAUGGAAUUCUGUGAAAUGCAGCCAGUUCAGCAUGGCUUUAACAGUUGUAUUUUUACUGAAAAAAAUCCAAUCCCCUUUUCAGAGUCAGAUUUCGAUUGUCGGGUGUAUUCCUGCUAUCCUUUUCCCCAAGGAAAAAUGCCCAAUUCAGGCCAAAAACAUUUGUCACCAUUCUUUUCUCCUCCCUUAAAUUCUGACCAGGAACAGCUUGCCAUUGUUCCAGGGUCGAGUGUUUCUAGUGCAGAAGAUAAGUCUCAACCAGUACCUGAAUGUCUCAAAGAAAUUAAUUCCAACAAUAUUAGUAAUCAAAAAAAUAGUUUUAAAAAGAAAAGAAGAAAAAUAAAUAAAUUAGAAAAUAGAAAACUUAAAAAGUCUCUUGAGCCCGAUCGUCCCAUUCUUGCUAAGAUGGAUGUCGAGGAAAAUGAAAAGGAGACAACGGAGGAAGAAGAAUUAAGGGAAUUGGCUCUGAUGUCAGUCAAAGUGAAAAACAAAAUGCCGCAAGGGAUGUUAGUCAAAGUGAAUCCAGACAAUGAACUCCUUAAAACUUUACAUGUGGAUACAAGUCAUACACCAGCGGCAAACAGCGAUAGCUCAUCCAACAAACCAAUAUCCAAUAAUUCUAGUAGAGAUCCUUGGGAUGAUGUCGAUGAAGACAUUCUCCGUGCUCAACUUUUAAGCUCUAUGUCUAAUAAAAUACCGACCAAGAUUAACUCUCCUACAGAAUCCAUCUCGCCCAAUAUCAUCCCUCCAGUGAAGAAGGCUAAAAAUACCCUGAAAAUGAAUGGGUUGAAAAUGAGCAAGGCAAACAUCAACCCUUUUAUAAAUGCUUCGGAAUUAAUGAGAAUGAAAGAAAACAAAAGUUUUUAUAAUCAUAAGAGGUUUAUCAAGAAGAAUAAACAAGUCCCGCUACAGAUAUCAGCCCCUGCUGUUCAGAAAUUGGUAAUUAAUCUCAAUGAUUCGGACACAAGCGAAGAAGACUGUUCACCCCACAUUGCAGCAAGUAUCGAUCUAUUUUUACAAGAAGUUAGAAGUAAGACUGAAAGAGAACAAGAAGAAAAUGCUAUGCUAGAAGUAAUCAAAGUUGAAGAAAUGGCUCCCGAACCUUCAAACGACUUGCUACAGGUAGUUUCGGAGGCAAAAGUGUUACCAAAUGCUGACACCAAAGUGAAAAUUGAGAAACCUGAGCUACUAACAAAUGGAAAAAUUUCAUUGACAUUGAAAAAUUCAAACGAUUCGCAAUCAUCCGAAAUUAAAACUCCCACUUCUAAAAGUACCCUUCCUUCUGCCACGCCCCAGGGUAUUAAGCACUUACCUGCUUGGCAGCAAGAGGAAUAUCGCCGUUUGAAAAAUAAACUGAUAGAGAAAGAACGCAUGUGGAAUUCGGUCGAGCUAAAAAUUCAAAAAGUCAAAAAAGACGAGUUAAAAGCUCAGGUUGAUAGUGUAAAAACUAACAACUGCAAAAGGGAUAAACCUUUUUUGAGCUUGAGCCCAUCCAAUGUAAACAAAGGAAGAACGCCUGAAAAUGCAAUUAACCAAACCGAUACUGUUGAUUCAGGCACAGAAACUUCUAGAAAAAGGCAAUGCCUAAAUAAUAAUACUGCUGCCAAAGAGAGUUGGCAAUAUUAUAGAGAUUUUUCUGAGUUGUCUUCAAUGGUAGAAGGGCUCGAAAAAGACCUUGAGGAAUUCCAAGCUUUAAAAAGCAAUACUGCCCGCUUGAGAAGAGAGCUCGCAUUAGCUCAGAACAAAAUGUCAAUGAAAAGGAUGAGCUUGGUCUCGACAAAAGAAUCUUUGGAAAAAAAAGAAAAAUACAUCAACUCCAAAUUAACAUUGGAAUUUCAAAAACUGAAGAAGACUGAGAUACCAGAUCAGGAGAAUUUUGCGUUUUACAGGCAAAGAAGUAAGGAAUUUGAGUUGGCGUUUCUCAAGUUGAAAGAGAUAAGCCUUCGUGCACAGCUUGCUUGCUUUAACCUGGCCAAAGAAUUGAAACCGGCGGUGAAGAGUGCCAAAACUGUUAGUAAAGAAACAUCUAGUCCUAUGAAAAAAAAAGUCAAAACACCAUUACCAAAGGAUUCUGUACCAGUUGAAAAUAACAUCAAACUAGAGGCAACAAACUCUGGCGAUAAUUUGCAAGGAGGGAAUAAUCAAAAAAGGGUUUUCAGUGUUUCGGAGAGUGGGAGCCUAGACCCAUUCACACCUCUUUGCCCUUUUGACAUGGCCGGUGUUUGCAAGGAUGAAGAAUGCAAAUAUCAACACAUUAGGCCAACAUGAAUUUUUAGUUUUACUUUUUUUCAUUUUUACGAGGGGGAAAUUUAUAAUUUAAAUUAUCAGGACCUAGCAAAAUCUUUUCUAGGUGCAAUUAAUAAGACUUGUGUAUGGAUUGUAAAUACGUAUUAUAUGCCGUGUGGAUAGACUCUUGGACGAAACGCGAUAGUGUAAGAAUGUUUUUCGACUCUUGUAGAUAAUGUUUGUUCCCUACAUGCCAAAUUCUGUGAUAUUAACAAAAAUUAUUUUUUAUAAUAGCCAUCUAAGCUAAACGGUGUUUGAAACUUAUUUAAUUUUUGUUAGUCAUUAAUUUGUAAUUAAAGGACGGAGCUUUUUACCAGGGUACAACAAUUUUUGUUUUGUUUUUGUUUAUUUGGGGGGUUUCCUUUUGCAUUUAGUUUUAUAACUGUUUUAAAUGCUAUAACAUGUUGAGAAAAAUUUGAUUUCAGCUCUCAAAGGAAGUGAUCUAUGGUUCUUUCAACUUUUUUCUAUUCGGUAUGUAUAAGUAUGUAAGUUGAACAAAAUAAACAUGACUUUCCCUUUAUACAUUAACAAAAGGAGACAUUAAUUUUAGGUUUAAUGCCAGUGAGGUAAGCUAUCUGAGUUUUAAAAAUCCAAUUUAAUGUUAUUCUAUAGUGAACGUUGUUUAUUAAAAACUAGUAAACUUUUUUCCUUUUGUGAAUUCUUUUACAGUAGUCUCAAGUUGAAAUAUGCAUACUUAUUACAUUAUACUUUUUUUAUGACA